Molecule: messenger RNA, 1767 nt
Organism: Lasiodiplodia theobromae
Lineage: Eukaryota; Fungi; Ascomycota; Dothideomycetes; Botryosphaeriales; Botryosphaeriaceae
Product: Amino acid permease
Exons: 2
Coding region: 1-1767 (588 amino acids)
Biological process (GO): amino acid transmembrane transport
Cellular component (GO): membrane
Molecular function (GO): amino acid transmembrane transporter activity
Source: RefSeq, a predicted model, not a curated record
AUGGGUGCCGCCGACGAGAAGGGAGUCUACGACUCCAACUCCACCGAGACGCCCGCCCCCAACUACGGCGAUGUCAGCGAGCACCAGACCUCGUGGGCCACGCGCGUCGUCGACAGCUUCCGCCGCGACCCCAACGCCCACGCCACCGCCCCGACGUCGCACGGCGGCGACGACAAGAACUACGACCUCGAGAAUGCCGCUGCUGCCACUGCCGAGUCGCCUCUCGCCAGGAAGCUCAAGGGCCGUCACCUGCAGAUGAUUGCCAUCGGCGGUUCCAUCGGUACCGGUCUGUUCGUCGGCUCCGGAAAGGCCCUGGCCAACGGUGGCCCCGCCUCGCUGCUGAUCGCCUUCGGCCUGAUCGGCAUCAUGCUGUACUGCACCGUCCACGCUCUGGGUGAGAUGGCUGUUCUGUUCCCCGUCGCCGGCUCCUUCUCCGCCUACUCGACCCGCUUUGUCGACCCCGCCUGGGGUUUCGCCAUGGGCUGGAACUAUGCCCUGCAAUGGCUGAUCGUCCUGCCGCUCGAGAUCGUCGCCGCUUCCAUCACCGUCAACUUCUGGAACGAGGGCAAAAUCAACAACUCCGCCUGGGUCGCCAUCUUCCUCUUUGUCAUCGUGUGCAUCAACCUGUUUGGCGUCAAGGGUUACGGCGAGGCCGAGUUCGUCUUCUCCAUCAUCAAGGUCAUUGCCGUCAUUGGCUUCAUCAUCCUCGGCAUCAUCCUGAAUGUCGGCGGCGGUCCCAACGGCGGCUACAUUGGCGGCAAGUACUGGAAGGAUCCCGGUGCCUUCAGGAACGGCUUCAAGGGUCUCUGCAGCGUCUUCGUUACAGCUGCCUUCGCUUUCGCCGGCACUGAGCUGGUCGGUCUGGCCGCUGCCGAGACGGCGAACCCGCGCAAGUCGCUGCCCACUGCCGUCAAGCAGGUCUUCUGGCGCAUCACCCUCUUCUACAUCGUCUCCCUGACCCUAAUUGGUCUCCUUGUCCCCUACAACGACGAGCGUCUCCUGAACGGUAGCUCCUCGGCCGAUGCUGCUGCUUCGCCCUUCGUCAUUGCCAUCAACAACGCCGGUAUCGCCGUCCUGCCGUCCGUCAUGAACGUCGUCAUCAUGAUUGCCGUCCUGUCGGUCGGUAACUCGUCCGUCUAUGGUUCUUCCCGUACUCUUGCUGCCCUUGCCGAGCAGGGACAAGCUCCUCGCAUCUUCGGUUACAUUGAUCGGAAGGGCCGUCCUAUGGUUGGAAUCAUCCUCUCAUCCGUCCUUGGUUUGCUGGCUUUCCUCGCCGCCGACCCUGUGGCUGAGGACAAGGCCUUCACCUGGAUGCUUGCCAUUUCCGGUCUGUCGUCCAUCUUCACCUGGAUGUCCAUUUGCUUCUGCCACAUCCGCUUCCGCAAGGGUUGGAAGGUCCAGGGCCAUUCCCUGGACGAGCUUGCUUUCCGCAGCCAGCCCGGCGUCGUCGGCUCGUGGAUCGGUUUCAUCUUCAACAUCCUCGUCCUGAUCGCCCAGUUCUGGACUGGUUUUGCGCCCAUCGGCUAUGCCGACAUGACGACCGGGGAGCUCAUCGAGAACUUCUUCUCCGUCUACCUCGCCUUCCCCAUCGUCGUUGGCUUCUACGUCUUCUACAAGAUCUGGAAGCGCACCCCCAUUGUCCGCUCGCACAACAUGGACCUCCACACCGGUCGCCGUGACUUUGACGUCGCCGAGCUGAUCGCCCAGGAGAGGGCUGAGCAGGCUGAGUGGCCCAAGUGGAAGAAGGUGUACAAGUUUUUCUGCUGA